GGCAAGUACUCCGUUGAAGAUGCAGCGGUGAAAGUGGAGACGAGGAGGGAUUCGAAUGGUCGCGUCGAGGGGCAACAAGUGACUGGUUGCACUGAUGGAUUUGGAAAGGAAGCGAGUGAGGAGGUGCCGCAGAUGUAGCGAGAGAGCCGUCUUCCUCGCUGCCACCAGCAAGCAGCCUUCGUGAUAUCUUACAGCGUGGACCCAGGGAAAGUUAGGGCUGCCGACUCUGGCGAACUUCGCUCACCGACAAUGGCUCGGUUUUAAAGCGAGAAACUCUUCGACUAUCGACCGGGGAAAAUGCCUAUUAUGAAAGGCUUGUUGGCUCCUCAGAAUACCUUUUUGGACACCAUAGCAACGCGGUUUGACGGAACACACAGCAACUUUAUCCUUGCAAAUGCUCAAGUGUACCAAGGCUUUCCCAUUGUCUACUGCUCGGAUGGAUUCUGUGAACUCACCGGCUACGCCCGCACAGAAGUCAUGCAGAAGAAUUGUGGAUGUAGGUUCCUGCAUGGAGCGGAGACCAGUGACCAACUUUCCAUUCAGAUCGAAAAAGCACUCUACAGCAAGCAAGAGUUUCAGGGGGAAGUACAGUUCUACAAGAAAUCCGGAGCCGCAUUCUGGUGUUUACUUGACAUUGUCCCCAUUAAAAAUGAGAAAGGGGAGGUUGUACUUUUCCUCGUCUCCUUUAAGGAUGUCACAGAUAACCGAGGCAAAAUCCAUCAGAGAGACUGGAAGGAAGAGGAGAAGAACAAACACAAAAAGGGAGGUGGGUCCCAUUUUAGUGCCGCACGCAGGCAGGGCCGAACGGUCCUCUACCAUCUGACCAGCCACCUGCAGAAACGAGACAAAAGUAAAGUCACAUUGAAUAACAACAUGUUUGAAAGUAAGCCUAGUCUACCCGAGUACAAAGUGGCAUCUGUCCAGAAAUCCCGCUUCAUCCUCCUGCAUUACAGUACCUUCAAAGCUGGCUGGGACUGGCUUAUCCUGCUGGCCACGUUUUACGUCGCGGUGACCGUCCCGUACAACGUUUGCUUCACGGAGAGCGACGACAGCUCCUCGACUUCCCGCAGCACCACCGUCAGUGACGUUGCUGUGGAAAUGCUUUUCAUUUUCGAUAUUAUCCUGAACUUUCGGACCACAUAUGUCAGUCAGUCAGGUCAAGUAGUCUACGAUGCUCGAUCUAUCUGCAUCCAUUAUGGAACCACGUGGUUUAUUGUGGAUUUAAUAGCUGCAUUGCCAUUUGAUCUACUCUAUGCCUUUAACAUUACUGUGACCUCUCUGGUUCACUUGUUGAAGACAGUGCGUCUGUUACGACUGCUGCGGUUGUUCCAAAAGCUUGACCGUUAUUCGCAGUACAGCGCCAUGGUCCUAACACUUCUCAUGUCAAUGUUUGCGCUGCUCGCUCAUUGGAUGGCCUGCAUCUGGUACGUCAUUGGCAGGAGGGAGAUGGCAAUGAAUGAUCCACAAACCUGGGAUAUUGGUUGGUUAAACGAGCUUGGUAAACGUUUGGAGACUCCAUACACUAAUAACUCGUUGGGUGGCCCUACUGUUCGAAGUGCCUACAUUGCUGCCCUCUACUUCACCUUGAGCAGCCUAACCAGUGUUGGCUUCGGAAAUGUUUCUGCAAACACAGACGCAGAGAAGAUAUUUUCAAUCUGCACUAUGCUUAUUGGGGCUCUGAUGCAUGCUGUUGUGUUUGGGAAUGUUACUGCCAUCAUCCAACGUAUGUACUCAAGGCGCUCUCUCUACCACACUCGCAUGAAGGACCUGAAAGAGUUUAUUCGAGUUCACUGCCUUCCGCAGAGCCUGAAGCAACGAAUGCUUGAGUAUUUCCAGACCACCUGGUCAGUGAAUAACGGGAUUGAUGCCAACGAGCUUUUACGGGAUUUCCCAGAUGAGCUCCGUGCCGACAUUGCCAUGCACCUACACAAGGAGAUUCUGCAGUUACCUCUCUUUAUAUCGGCCAGUCGUGGAUGCUUGAGGUCAUUGUCUCUCCACAUCAAAACCUCUUUCUGCGCCCCAGGAGAGUACCUCAUCAGACAGGGGGACGCCUUGCAAGCAAACUACUUUGUGUGCUCAGGCUCCAUGGAAGUUUUGAAGGACAGCGUGGUGUUGGCAAUUCUUGGCAAAGGGGACUUGAUUGGUGCAGAUCUUUCAACGAAGGGCCAAGUGAGUAAAACAAAUGCUGAUGUGAAAGCAUUAACUUAUUGUGAUCUGCAAUAUAUCGGUCUGAGAGGCUUAUUUGAAGUGUUGGAGCUCUAUCCUGAGUAUUCAAGCAAGUUUGUGUCGAACAUCCACCGUGACCUGACCUUCAACCUUGAAGAAGGAUGUGAAGCACAGGGAAUCGCAAAGUGCGCCAAAUCCCCAAGACUCUCUCAGAAUCAACUGAACAGCGAUGACAAUUCCACAAAGAAACUUUCAUCCAUUUUGGAAACUGAGGAUGAACCAAAUGAAUACUCACACCUCUCACCAGCAACUAAGACUCACAGGAAGCUCACUCUGCCUGGAUUGAACAGUCCGAUCCGCCGAGGAUCUCUUGGUAGUUUGCUGGGGGAGGAACUAAAACAUUACUCGGCGAUGCGACAUGGCAGUCGAUCUCCAGGGAAGUGCAGGAGGGGUGAAAGCCCCCCGCAUAAUACAGAAGACAGCAUGUACAGUGGUGGAAAUGACAAUAUCCAAAAUCCAGCAAAACUCCUUCUACCAUCAUUGAACUGUUGUGGACCCCCUAACCUAACUCCUAGGUAAUGAUAUCACCACGUAAAUAAUCCAAAA
Molecule: messenger RNA, 2772 nt
Organism: Amblyraja radiata (thorny skate)
Lineage: Eukaryota; Metazoa; Chordata; Chondrichthyes; Rajiformes; Rajidae
Product: potassium voltage-gated channel subfamily H member 8-like
Exons: 13
Coding region: 298-2745 (815 amino acids)
Biological process (GO): potassium ion transmembrane transport; regulation of membrane potential
Cellular component (GO): plasma membrane
Molecular function (GO): voltage-gated potassium channel activity
Source: RefSeq, a predicted model, not a curated record